AGAGAUGAGAAGGGAGGCGGGAGAGCGCCGCGCUUCAGGUCCGCCCCCAAGUUGCAGCACGAGCCAUUUAGCGGUACGAGCUGGGCCAGCUGUAGAGCGCGCGGGCGCGUGUACGUGCCCCCUCUCUACCCCCACGAGGAGAAAAUCGCUACCAAAUACAGACCCGAGCGCAUGCGGAGCGAUGGCUGCAGCGGGAGCAGCACUGGAUUGUGUUUUUACGACGCAGAGCACGAGAUAUUAGCGGAAUAACCUCGAGACGAACGGACACCGAUCGCACCUUGUUUUUUAAAGCUCAGUCAUUCGCACAGUGUCUAACGAGUGAGGCUACAUCGUCUCGGUCCGGUACUCUGUGACGUUCGGUUAAUCGUUGUUUUGAAGCGCGACUGCAAAGGAAACACAUUCGGCGCUUGUCGUUAUUACAAAUGAGAAGCACGAGCAAACCGUAGGAACGAUUUGCUUGCUUUCAAAUCAUCGCGCACGCGACGCCUGUGUGCUGUAACUGGAACUGAGAGCGGCCCAGCAGCCCCGGUGCCGUUUCCAUCCAGCUGCGCUGCACUUCAAGCGGGGGAACCUGAGAGCAUCUCUCCAUCCCCUUCUCCCUGUCCGCCCCCCCUCUUCCCCCUCUCUGUGUCUCUUUUAUCCCAUCAUACCACCACAGCUCGAGGGGGACUCCUCUGUAGUCGGGGAUAACGGGGGAGGAGGGAGGCUGUUCGUGCCCGCGGUAGACGCACCCUCCGCGUGGUGAGGCUGUGCUGAAGCGCCGCUGUGUCGGAGGAUGCUGCGGGAGUAGAGCGGCUCAAAGCAUAAGAUGGGGAAGGACCAAGAACUGCUGCAGGCGGUGAAGACCGAGGAUCUGCUCACCGUGCAGAAGCUGCUGCAAAGGCCCCGGCCAGGGAAAGCAAAGCUCCUCGGUUCUGCGAAGAAAGUAAACGUCAACUUCCAGGAUACAGACGGGUUUUCCCCGCUGCAUCAUGCUUCUCUUAAUGGCAACGUGGAACUCAUCUCACUGCUGCUGGAGUCCCAGGCUGCAGUUGACAUCAGAGACCAGAAAGGUAUGCGGCCGCUGCACUACGCAGCCUGGCAAGGAAAGGCAGAGCCUAUGAAGAUGCUGCUGAAGUCUGGUUCAUCUGUCAACGGCCAAUCAGAUGAGGGACAGAUUCCUCUUCACCUGUCAGCGCAGCAUGGCCACUACGACGUGUCUGAGAUGUUGCUGCAACACCAGUCCAACCCCUGUAUCGUAGAUAACGCUGGGAAGACUCCUCUGGAUCUGGCCUGUGAGUUCGGCAGAGUUGGGGUGGUCCAGUUGUUGCUGUCGAGCAACAUGUGUGCCGCUCUGCUGGAGCCCAAGAAAGGAGACACUACAGACCCCAACGGGACAUCUCCUCUCCACCUAGCUGCAAAGAACGGACACAUAGACAUUAUCAGACUGUUGAUACAAGCAGGCAUUGACAUCAACAGACAGACCAAAGCAGGCACUGCCCUGCAUGAAGCCGCCCUCUGUGGCAAGACCGACGCAGUGAGACUCCUACUGGACAGUGGUAUUAAUGCCACAGUGAGGAACACUUACAGCCAGACUGCGCUGGAUAUCGUCUACCAAUUUACAGCAACACAAGCCAGCAGAGAGAUCAAACAACUGCUGAGAGAUGCAUCAGCAGCCCUUCAGGUUCGGGCCCUGAAAGAUUACUGCAAUAACUAUGACCUGACAAGCCUCAACAUCAAAGCUGGCGACGUUAUUACGGUUUUGGAGCAGCACCCCGAUGGACGCUGGAAGGGCUGUAUCCAUGACAACCGAACAGGAAACGACAGAGUCGGCUACUUCCCUUCGACCAUGGUAGAGGUUAUCAGCAAACGAACAGGUUUGGCCAGCACAGUCAUUUGCACUCAGCAGUUUCAAAAGAUACCGCUGGUUCCCCCGGCAACGGUUGCCCCUGCCAACGCGGUAGUCAACGGCAACGACACCACGUUCCAUCAGAUCCAUAUCCUGCCUCCACCGCCUCCUCCUCCACCACAUUCCCAUCAGCCACUGCUUCCACUUUUCACUUCCUUUGGCUAUAACAGGUCGCCUGUGACGACCCCACAGGGAGAAACACCCACUGCCCCAGGUUGUCGCGGCUCAGAGGCAAGUCCUCACAGCUCUCCCACCCCAUCCAGCGGGCCCCAUGGAGGCUCCAACGAAGAGAUCUGGGUACUGCGCAAGCCAGCGGCAGGUGGAGACCGCAGCAGCGUGGGGAGUUCUGGCAGCGUGACGAGUGUGAGGUCAUCAGGCAGCGGUCAGAGUGCCGGGAGCGCCGCUCACAUCCUCCAUGCACAGGCUGAAGGGGUUAAGCUUUUAGCCACAGUUUUGUCCCAGUCUGCUAAAGCCAAGGAGCAUUUACUGGAGCAAUCCAAGUCUGUGGACCAACCUGCAGGUUCUGCCACCUCCUCUCGGACAUCAAGCCAAUCGGGCUGUCCACUUCAUGAAGCGCCGCCUUACGAUGCCACGGCAACCAGGAAGGGGGAGGGGCCUGGAGAGGGGAAGAGCUCAGAGGCCGUUGUCCAAUGGCUGAGCGACUUUCAGCUGCAGGUCUACGCUCCAAACUUCCUGGGCGCUGGGUAUGACUUGCCCACCAUAAGCCGAAUGACCCCUGAGGAUCUGACAGCCAUUGGAAUAACAAAACCUGGUCACAGAAAGAAGAUGACAUCUGAGAUUAACAAGCUAAAUGUCACAGAGUGGCUGCCUGAGAAAAAACCUGCCAGUCUAGGAGAAUGGCUGUCUGCUAUUGGUCUGAGCCAGUACCACCAAGUGUUAGUGCAGAAUGGUUACGAGAACAUUGACUUCAUCACUGACAUCACUUGGGAGGAUCUUCAGGAAAUAGGCAUCACCAAGCUGGGCCACCAGAAGAAGUUGAUGCUGGCAGUGAAGCGUCUGGCUGAAAUGCAGCGCAGUUCCGAGGGACGGAGCUCUCCCAGGAAGAGGCCCCCGCCAAUCACACAGCAGCAAGAAGUCAUGUCGGUGGACAGCCCUCCUCCAGACGAGCUCAUGUCUCCAAAGAUGAGUACCUUCCAGGACAGCGAAUUAAGCACUGAGCUGCAGAGUGCCAUGAUCCAGCCAGGUCAGGAGGUCAAAGUUCAGCGAAGUCGGACCCUCAGCAAAGACCAUGAUGAGGUGAUGACUGUUGGGCCACCUAAGAAAGAGGCUCGCACUAUGCGACAGCAAAGCAGCCAGGGAAGCACGUCCUCCCACAAAAGCAGCGUCUCCUCCCAAGGAAAGCACCGUCACUCCCAUUCCCAUUCUCAGCCUGCUCCUCCCUACACGCCUCCUCACACCACUACCAAGACAAGGACCUCAUCUUCCUCCUCCACCUCUUCUGUCCAAAGUACAACUUCACCACAGCAAAAGCCCAAGUCAUCCUCCCAGUUCACGCAGGGAGAGAGACCCCAGUCACCCCGCUCUCAUCCCCCUCAGUCCCCCACCCAUCGCGGAGCACCAUGUCCACAGGUUCAGCCCCAACAAGUGCAGCCUCAGCACCAGGCGCUCCCUCAGCACCACCCACAGGUGCAGGGGAUGGAGGUCAGGGAGGACCAACAGGUCCCACUCCUCUGUCUGCCACCAGAGCCUGAUCUGGCUGAGGAAGAAAGCGUUGAACCCUCAGCACUCCAGAAGAAACACACCAACAGCCUCAACCGGUACGCCGUCUCGGACAGCGAGUGUGACGACAGGGCAGCGGGAGGAGGCGGCAUGGGAUGGGAAGGAGAAGUGGAGACAGCGGUAGGUCAGGGCUCUGCUGCUGUCAGAGGGGAAGGGGGUAAAUACGCCACAGUGACUCACCACGUUAGUCGCAGCCACUCCGUCCGCAACCAGGAGAAGGGCGGCAGCCGAAGUCAGACGCAGUCGUUUGCCCUGCGUCAGAAAAAAAAAGGCCCUCCCCCACCGCCACCCAAACGCUCCAGCUCCGCCAUCUCCAGCUCCCACUCCAACCUGAGCGACGCCAACACGCAGCAGCCUGCGCUCACCACCACUGGCGGGAUGCUGGAUGUGCCUUAUCACCAACAGCGGCGGGCCAGUGACCUGGGAGUGUCUGUGGAGACGGGCGUCGUGGAGACGAGCAGCGUGGGUAGUGUGAGGAGCAUCGCCGCCAUGUUGGAGAUGUCCUCUAUAGGAGGUGGAGCCAAAGCCAUGGCUAUUCAGAAGAAUUACCUACAGGUGGGGAAAACACGCGACGCCAUCGGCCUGGACGGCGAGGUCGUUAACCGGCGGCGGACCAUCAGCGGCCCCGUCUCUGAGCUGGUAGCAGCUGCCAGGCGUGACCAGCCGCCUUCGUCGGCCUUCUCUCUGGAGAUGCAGGUCGACGCCAAACCUCCCUCUGUGAAUUCCUCCUCACCCCAGCCCCCAUCCUCACCCCACCCCAGCUCUGGGGGCAGUUCAUCAGAGAACCUGCCGUUUGCAGAAGAGGGAAGUCUGACCAUCCGCCGGCAGGGACGAGGAGAAGGCGAAGGACAAGGACAGUGUGUAUUUUGUGUAUGUCUGCAGGGUGACGGCCCACAGGGAGACGGUGGUUACACCCAGGACGACCUCCCCAGGGAAGAAGCCACGUCAACCCUAAAGCGACGGCCCCGCAGCUCCAAGUCCCAAACCAACAGCUCCGACUUCACCCUGCAGGAGUCGUCCACUGUCAAACGGCGACCCAAGAGCCGCGACAAGGAGCCGGAGGGCUACACGGAGCUGCCCACCGCUAACGGGGAGCCUGCGGGGGCCAGGACGGCCAAUACCACGCAGCCAGUACCCUACCAGAACGGAACGGCCACCAUGAAACGCCGGCGGGUGUCCGAUGUUGGAGUGACGGCACAGCCCCAACAACAGCAGCAGCAGCAGCAGCAGCAGCAGCAUGUGACUGCUGCUCCACGUAGGGACAGCGUUGAUCAAGGAGCCCAGACAGGCAGUGACGGAGGACCAGUGAGAAAACCAAAGCCCCCGGUUUCUCCAAAGCCUGUAGUGGCUCAGAUAAAGAGACAAGGAGGCCCACAGACCCCCCCACAGCCAGCCUCCAACAAGAGAGUGCCCUUACCAGGUCCUGGGACGCCUGGAAGCCCAGGUACUCACAAUAUACUGCCUGUGUGUUGGGUGGAAGGAAAAAAGAUCCCACCGCCUGUGUCCCCUAAACCAACGCCGCCGCCCACAGCGCCAAAACCGGCCAAGCUGAUCCACUCCAUGACCAGCCCCCCCUCCCCAACCCCUGCCCCAGUCAAACACCACUCAGGGGUGGCCCGGCAGACCAGCUCGCCUCCCUCUUUCCCCCCUUCCAAUACUCCCAGUCCUCCGAACGCAAAGCCGUCGAGCCCGUCUUCCCAGAGCCCCCACACCCCGCAGACCCCCACCACGCCGCAGACGCCCCAGACUCCCGCCACUCCCAGCCCCACUCCGCCUCCUGUGAAGCCGCCUCGCUCCUCCAUAGGGGGCGUGUCCGUGGACAGUGGGAUGGCAGGAAGCGGGGUCACACCACCACCCCCUACCACCACCACGCCCGACUUCAGCGUGGAUUCACUGGUGCACCAGAAGCUGGAAGAGACCAGUGCAUCAUUGGCGGCAGCGCUGCAGGCCGUGGAGGAUAAAAUACUGCGACAUGAGGACUCUGUGGCUGAGCAGAAGACCACAGUCAGCAUCCUUGAUGACAUCGGCAGCAUGUUCGACGACCUGGCCGACCAGUUGGAUGCCAUGUUGGAGUAACCACAGAAACCAGUAGGCGUGUCUCAACGGCAACGCUGCAACAGAAGUGACUUAGAUGGCACAACGGGCAAUAUGCCUCUCUCCUCCUGUCUGUCUCCUUCUAUCUCUCUUUCUUCCUCUCUUCAUGCUCAUCUCUUCUCGCCCUCCACGUCGUCCGUCCAUUCGUCGCUUCUCUGAGAAGGCCUCCCCUUCUCUUCUUCCUCUGGUCGUCGACCUCUGCUAAUGAUGAGGCAGCAGCACAAGCCUGAGACAUGUGGAGUACAUAACAAUGGAUGGAUUUAGGGAGAAAUGUUGAACAAAAGCACCAAAAAUACUGAUGGUGACAGAAAAUAAAAAAGGAAGAUCACCAGAUGGGAGAGAGGAGGAAAUGCAACAAAAUGGAGGUGAUUGCAAUCCAAUCAAAACGUGGGUCUGACAAGAACUGCACGUGGACUUUAACGAAUAAUCUAAUCUAAUACUGAUUGAAAAACCAUCUGUGUAAUGAAUCAUAGUAUGGUAUGUGUACAUUCUAAGCAUGGAGAGUUUAUAUCUACUGAAAAGUCCUGCAUUAGCACAGUAAUAUAUAAUAUACUGAUAAAUAUGAAUCUCUAGCUCUUUGGUUUGGUGUCUUGGUUCUGUGUGGAAUGGUGACCUCUGGUGUUGUGAUGAUGUAAAUGACUCGGUGGAAAAAUUUAAAUCUGUGACCAAAACAGGACUAUUCUGCUCCUGAGGUAUGUGUUGUUGUGUGUGUGUGUGUGUGUGUGUGUGUGUGUGUGUGUGUGUGUGUGUGUGUGUGUGUGUGUGUGUGUGAGAGCGCAAGAGAGAGAAAGUGUAUGAGAGAUGUGUGUAUGUCAGCUUGUGACUUCCCUGUACCAGCUGCAUUCAUACACUCUGCUGCAUAGUCAUCAUUAAGCUCCAAACACACACACGCACACAGGAGAAGCACAAUGACCCAUGCAAUUAACCUUUACACACACGCACACACAGAAGUCAUAAACUGAAAUGAGGGCUGGAGGGAGGGAGAGACCUGCAGUAAGGGCUACAGGAGGCCAUCUUAAAAAGCAGAUGUUUGACAGCUGGAACAACUAGAAGUGUCUCAGGAGGUUCAGUCUGAGGGGUUAAAGGUUGAAUUAGACUUAUGCACCCAGGGUUAGAAACGUAUCUACAGGAAGCUGCUGUGUUGAACCUGUCCUCUACAGCACAUGAAUGUGAAAACAUUGUUUUAUAGAGCAGUGCAUGUAGUGACCUGAGUGACAAGCCUGAUUUUUAUACCUGUACUGGUCUAACAUCAACAUGUACCUAUGUCUAAGUAUAGAUCCAUACCUAAGUUUAAAUUUCUAGGACCUGAAGGGAAAAAACCUAAAUUGACUGAAACCCUUUCUCACACCUCAGCAGACAACCUAUCUCUCGUCCCACACACUCCCAACGACCCACUGCGUGUUGCCAUGACAAUCUACACACCCACCACCACUAUUAUCAUCCGCGUCACCAUGGUUACUAGACAGUGUGUUGCCAUGACGUGUUCAUGGAGUUUGAACUUAAAACAAAGGUAAAGUGUUGGAUGGCGUGAGCUGCAGCAGAGAAAAGUGAAGCUGGGAGUUUCGUUCAAUGUUAAGUUGCUAAAAGCGUCCAGCGAGGAGCAGUGCUCUCAGAUUCCAUUUGCACAUUGGCCCAUUAGGAAAAUACGUGUCACACUCCCAAAGCAACUAAUCUGCUUAUAUCAAGUGGUUUAAAUUAUGAUCACAUAGACAAUAUAUAUAUAUAUAUAUAUAUAUAUAUAUAUAUAUAUAUAUAUAUAUAUAUAUAUAUAUAUAUAUAUAUAUAUAUAUAUAUAUAUUUCCAAAAAAUAAGAAGUGUAUUUAUGAUGUCUUGUGUCAUCCUGAAGACUAUUUUUCAAAGGAAACAGAUCUAAUCUGAGUGUUGAAUCCAUUCUCAAGUGGUCAGAGCUGGUGAACUAUUAUAGGGAUAUUUCCAGCAAGCGCUUUUUUUUUUUACAUAUGUCCAGAUGUGGCGAUGUGUAUAAUACAAGCAGUUUGUUGUUCAGUUGUAUUAUUUUUGUAUUGUAUUAAAUGUUCGUUUCUUUUUUCUUUGAAACAUGUGCCUUGCUUUUGUGGUUUGGUCUGAUUGCAUUACAGUAAACAGGACAGAAGGUUUGUUCGGAUUUGCUUGUUAACAUGAAAGAGUCAAACCUGAACAAAACCCACAGGUGAUUUAUUGGAUUGUGCAGCAUCUGAAAUAUAUAAAGACAAAAGUUACUUUUAAAACCUUUUGUGUAGCACAUAGGUGGUGGUUUGGGGCAUUUCCAAGGCAACGCCCCCUGAUAAACCUGAGGCGAGCUAACUGUCAUGUGCCACUCACAGCCACACACUCUGCUGUUGGAACUUCGUCCUUUAUGUAACUGCAGCCUUUCUCACUCUUCCUUCAGUCUCAUUUUGGGUCAGAGGCCGUGUGGGGUCAUGCUGCAGAGGUGAGAACACAGCAGAUGGUCAGAUGUGUUGCAGACAUAAAGUCUUGCAGUUUCUUUUCUUUAAAUUAAAAGCCAAGUUGGUCUCUCUUGAUUUUCCGCCUGUGCUUAUGUGAACAGACGCCGGCCUGUUGUCUCCUCUGCUCUGCAGACUGCGUGUGAGUGCCUGAGAGGCCGAGUGUGUUAGGUAUCGCUCUGCUACUGACUGUAUGAAACCUGUGUGCGUGUGUUCUGUUGUGACUGGACAGUGGUGUGCUCGCAGUGACUGCAUCUUAUCUGCUCUGAAUAAAUAAAUAUUCUACGCAAACGGA
Molecule: messenger RNA, 8458 nt
Organism: Betta splendens (Siamese fighting fish)
Lineage: Eukaryota; Metazoa; Chordata; Actinopteri; Anabantiformes; Osphronemidae
Gene: caskin1
Product: CASK interacting protein 1
Exons: 24
Coding region: 809-5704 (1631 amino acids)
Molecular function (GO): protein binding
Source: RefSeq, a predicted model, not a curated record